Molecule: messenger RNA, 864 nt
Organism: Sparassis crispa
Lineage: Eukaryota; Fungi; Basidiomycota; Agaricomycetes; Polyporales; Sparassidaceae
Exons: 3
Coding region: 1-864 (287 amino acids)
Source: RefSeq, a predicted model, not a curated record
AUGUUGCGCACCGCUCUUCGCUCUCAACUUCGCUUCCGACCAUCUGCCAGUGCAUAUGCACGGAACUUCGUCUCAACUGCGCUGUUGACCAAGACCUGGGAAACCGAGACCGCAAAUGAUUUGAGGCAGGAGGCGAAGAAGCGGGGCCUGUCGGCCAAGGGAAACAAAGCGACUCUCAUCACCCGAUUGCAGCAUGACGACGAGCAGAAGGCAAUUGCCCCUGCCCCUUCUAGUCCUUCUCCUCAGCAGCAGCAGGUCCGUCACGCGUCGACUACAGAAGUACCCGGCAUUCCUCCGACGGGGCCACCACCAGUGCACCCGAAGGAGUUCAUGAACAUUCAUAUUCCCGAUGUCUCUCAACCAGAGCCUCUACCGGAGACACCGAUCCCCUUGUUGCCGGAUCUCUGGGAUUCCUCUCGUAUCAGAGCCGAGUCUGAGCGUGCUGCACCCGCCGAACCCUCUCAACCCAAGGUUAUUGCUGUCGCCGGAGCAGUCACGCAUCCUGGCGGAGGUCCGUCACACAACCUAUACACCGAAGACGUGAUCGCAGAACCCGCACCGACAAAUAUGUCCACUGGAUUCUGGAGUGACGUUGCGCACGAUCUGAAUAUUCCUACAUCCUUCAAUUUGUCUCCCCCGCAUGCAGGCUACGACGUGCACGAAACAACCUCCACGUCGGGCGCGCAAGAGCGGAGUCACUCACGCACCCUGGACAAGGACGAGGUGAGGGGUAUCUGGCUCUUACUUGGUUUGCUAGCAGGAUCCUGGCUUGCCGGAGGCUGGUUCCAGCUGCCUUCGGCCUUCGUGGAGAAAGCAGAGGAAGUAGCCGAGCAGGCGGAGGGAAAGGCUGCCGGUAAACACUGA